UGCUCAGAAUUAUCACUGGAGAAUUUCAAAACGCGACGACCAAGAUGAUAAACAGAACUUCGUAUCACGUCUCGUGGUCUCGUGAAAUCAUAUAAUUUUCGUUUCUAGAUAUAGUGCCAUUGAGAAGCCCGAGAAUAUUAAUUUAAAAACCAGACCGCUCGACGAUGGAGCUCAAUGAGCUGGAACGAUCUGUGAAACAACUGGGUGUAGUGCUUGACGAGUUUCCGAUCGGUGCGAUAUCACUGGAUGACUUUAAGCCGAUCGAGGAGAAGAUCCGGGAGACCAGGGAGUCACUGAAGCACCUGAACGCCAGGUCGUUGAUGCUUAGAGCAAAAUACAAACAAUACAUUGACACUGAACGCGAAGGAAGUGAGGAUGAUGCUGAAGACGCAUUGUUGAGCGUUGUGAGCGACACUCUCUUAAAUGCCAAGACUGUCAAGUUGUGCCUUCACAGUACCACCAUUCAAUCCAUCCUCAACAAUAAGGAAGGCAAUGCCGAGGAUCAAAAGAAGCUCUAUACUUACAUGAAUAAACUGUUCACUCUCAAUGACAAUGUUAUGGCCAUUCAGAAAGAGAUCGAAAAAGCAUCUCAGGAGCAGUUGGACCUAAAAUUCGAAUGUCAGAAGGCGUUGUUUGAUCAUAAAAAUUUUCUCAAGGAGCAGGAGCGGCUGCAAAGUGAAAGAUUGCAAAAGACUUACCCUGAGAUUGUAGAAAAUAAAGAUAAAAUGGAAAGAACCAUACGGAAAAUUAAUAUAAUGAAGAAACUCAUUAGGAACUUUAUAGCAGUAUCCAGUCACAUGCUAGAGAAGGAGCCUAUACUAGUGGAAAUGUUGGAAAGACACAGGGACUUGUUAAACGUCGAAACAAUAAUGAAAAUGUCACAGAGUAAUGAAGAGAAUACGCAUGACCACAUUUAUCGCUGUGUACACCGCUUUUCGAUCAACGAGCCAAUGGAAUGAAAGACACCGAGAAUAUAUCGGUCCUGGCCCGAUCCUUCUACUCAUCAAUUUACAAAUAUACAAAAAAAAGAAGAAAAGGAAAUGUGUCUUUCGAGCGGAGAUGGUCGUUUUAGAUUACAAGCCUUAAUUCCCAUUUUAAAUGUGUUUGCAACAAUCGUUCUCUCCGUGUAAGGUACGUAUCUAAGGUAAGGUGUGUGGUGUUCUGUAUUUAAGUUAAAUGUUCCAGUGUCCGAACACUAAAAAACUUUUUAUUAAUCUCAAAUACAUGUUUAUUAUAAUAUUGAAAUAUAAUUGUAAUUUUUAAAUAUAUAUUUGCGACUAUAAUUAAAUUUUAAUAUUAUAAUAAAAAAAUUGAGAUUAAUAUGAACUUUUAUGUAUAACCACAUGUUCGGUUAUUAUCCAGGACGUAUACUUUAUGUUGUGUUGGUUUUGUGUGUGUGUGUGUGUGUACUGUUUACAAUUUGAGGAGACCAAGACUUUUGCUCACAACCAUACUUAACCAGCAGUCAGUCGUGUUGUAUUAAAAAUCGUGACUUUGCGCGCGCUCGCGCGCGCGCUUUGAAAAAUCGGCUAAAAAACUACGGGCUAAACGUCCUUGCGCAACAUAGUUGCACAGUGGAAUUUAUUAUAAUUGUGCCAGCACGGAUUCCCCGGUGGCAGGACAGUGAUAUAAAUAUCGGAGACUUUCUCUUUCUCUCUCGCGCUCUCUUUGUCGCGUCUAUGUGGACCUCUUACGCACACAUGCACGCACGCAUGCUGUCUUCAUAUCCGAUCGGGAAUUACAAUUACAUGUGCCGCUCGCUAUUGGAUUUAUCACGCGAACAAAUUCUAUUCGCGAGGACAAUUCGCGACAAUUGCGGUUUAGCGUUUUAUGUACAAGUACGGCAGAUACGACUUGCGCGCUGAAGCUGCAGACCAGCCUUUACCGGGAGGAUACGUCUCGGAGUAACGUUUCUUCUCGUCUUCGUUCUCUUUCCACGCGCGUCGCGAAUAUCAUCCAGCAUCAGGCAUUCGUCGGAUCACUCAUUUCCGCGUCCGCUGAAUAUAAAUGUAAAACGACUGAUUGUUUCGAUCGCCAAUUGCGACGAGCAGUUACAAAAGAAAGGAACGCGAUGCUCUCGGCGUGCGUCGGUACAAGGAAGAUAAUAGGAAAGAGAGAAAGGGAGGGAGAGAGAGAAAGAUGAAGUCCCAUAGAGAGAGUAGCUUAUAAUUCUCUAUGAUUUUUAAGCGUAUCACUUUUCAAGAAGUUUCGACGGAGUGUGAUUCUCUCCCUCUCUUCCAUCUCUCGUUCGCCUUUUUAUCGUACAAGAGUACGCACGGUCGAGUAUACACUACAGUUCGUGUAGCUGCGUAAGUACAUAGGUUUCCUGUUGUCGGAUGCGCUUGACGGAUAUUUAAAGUAUUAAACGUGGAUACAACGUGGUGUACAGGCAUAUUACAUAGUACGUAUGCGCAUAUACUUCUCGGGAGUGGUUACGAAGUCGUCGGUCAGACUAGCGUGUAGGUGUGAACCAUUGAAUGUAACACAAGUUUUUUUCAUACUCGCCAUCUCCGCGCCUCUACUCAUUCGAUGUCACCGUUUACUGUGUUCCUGCAAAAAGACAUAGACCUGAAUUUAACUUUCUUUGGGCAAACAAGUAAUAUUAGUCUAACGGGAAAUUCUCUGGCUGAGAAACUCUGAAAACGGAAUAAAUUUGUAUGUUAAUACUUAGAAACUUCUGUGAAUUUAUUUUAUAUAAAAUAAAUUGUCUUUGUUUUAUAUUUAUCGGUCAAAUAUUUAACUUACUAUUCAAAAUAAAUUGUAUUUUUAUAUAGAUUGUACUUUUAAUGAAAUUCGAGUUUGUCUUAAUGUCAAAAAUAAGUUCGCAAAUCUUAUUUUUUAAAACAAUGAUUCUAAUUUUAAACUCUAAGAAAUGUUAUAAUCUUCUAUGGAAUUUUUGUUCAUGAUUAAAUUUAACAAGAGAUUUUUGUUCAAAGUAUCUUGAAUUUAAAUUUGAAACAAUUAAAACUAAUCAAUAAUAAUCAAAUAUCCUUACUUGCUUAUUUAAUCCAUAUGGCUGUUGAGAUCCUUGUUCGCCGUGAUCUCCGGAUUUUUCGUACGUAUUUUGUCUCUUGGUCGCUUAAAUGUUUCGUUGCGAACCAUUACCAGAAAAUCGCACGUGUCACUUCAUGUAAAUCCCUAGAAAUGCCUCGCGACGAUAAGGCUCUCUUCAUCGCAUCAUGAAAAAUAGUGAGAUUAAAUAUACAGCAAAGUUCGUUACAAAGUGAAUGUUUACGUUAUUGCAUGUAUUCGAUAAUUCGUUCCUUCUGUAUUUAAAUCAAUCUGUCUCGAUAAAGAUCACGUACAUUCGGUUUCAGCUUUUUAUUAUUGAUUCCGACGACAUAGAUUUUCAUUUCAAGAACAUCGAAAUGGAAUCAGGUGCGGACAUACUAUUGAUUCUCUUUUUAAUUCGUUAGUGGUUUUUUAAGAAUAUUCGAAAACGCGCAUAGAUUAAGAAACAAGAGCUGUCCGCGAACAUCGCACUCUCUUCAUAGAGAUAAUUCGUAUCGAAAGAAACGCUUUUCUUUUCUGUUCCUUUUUUAUAAUUUUUUCUUUUUCCCUUUUUUUAAAAUCGAUACACACUGGUGUUGGAACACGAAUCGACUGCAAUGUCAUAUAAUUUCGGCUAUGUCACAUAAUUUUCUCGCAUUUAUGCGUUACUAAAUUUUCAUUAUAUAUGCUAUAGUCUACAGACAGAAAAAAUCUUACUUCAUCGAUAUGUUAUGUAAAAUGUAAUUAUUUCAACUGCUUAUCGUGAUAGAUCACUCUCACAUGAUAAUUUCGUUUUGAAAGACAUGAAACCAAAAACUGAUAUUACUUUGAAAACCGUGUGCGAAUUCCUUGCGCGAUUUACGUCGAGCCGUAUGUAAAAAUUACGGAUGUCAAUUUAUAAACGCGGGCAGAUGGGGAAUUAUCAUAAUCAUAAAUGAUACGCGAAUGAUAUCGUAUGAUUGCGUUGAGAUAUUUCCAAAGAGAUCAUAGAGCUCGAAGAAAUAUUUUUUUACUCACAGCGAAAUAUUCUUUAAUGGCUACGAUCUGCAAUGAUAAGAACUCUCGUGCAUCAAUGAUCUCCGUGUAGAAAAAAUAGGCAGUGUACAUAGAUCAAAGAAAUCAUUUCGACAAUUAACGCAUUGGGAUAGUUGAAACUUUAAUAUACAUAUGAUUCCCUAUGAUAUAUGUAACUUAAAAUUGAAGUUAUAUAUUUAUACGGAAAGGUCUCGUAUAUAUACCACAAAUGCAUCCUAAUAAAUAUUCCAAUGCAUCAUUCCGUGUUAUUUUUUGCACAUUCCUUGGACAGUGAAUUAAAAGAA
This is a messenger RNA of Monomorium pharaonis (pharaoh ant), 4310 nucleotides long. RefSeq lists its product as uncharacterized. The transcript is spliced from 6 exons. The record is from RefSeq and is a predicted model, not a curated record. NCBI's taxonomy places the organism in Eukaryota, Metazoa, Arthropoda, Insecta, Hymenoptera, Formicidae. The coding region runs from base 165 to 959 and encodes 264 amino acids.